This is a messenger RNA of Lachancea nothofagi CBS 11611, 972 nucleotides long. The record is from the annotation of a GenBank genome assembly. Lineage: Eukaryota; Fungi; Ascomycota; Saccharomycetes; Saccharomycetales; Saccharomycetaceae.
AUGUUGCAUUUAAGACCAGAAAACUUGCUGGUGCAAAAAACCCUGACAGAAGCGUGGAACGCUUCUGAGUCAGGAUCUCCAUUGACUUUGGAUAGAGUGAUCUCUGAUUUCGACUACACCACGCUCCACGUUUCUAACUCCCCCGACAAUAAGAAUGUGCUGUGGUUGAGUAUCAAGACAAAGGCAUGGCAAAGUGUUUCAAAGUGUGGCGACGGGUUUCUAGAGCAUUUGCAGAGCAAGUAUAGUGGAUUUUCCGGAAUCGCACCAGUGGGCCAGCCGGAACAGGGUUACGAUUAUACUUUGUCUGUGGAUUUGGCACAGCUGCAACCAGAUGCGAUUGUGCAGCUGUCAUUGCUCAAGAUCCAUAUGAUGAGCUUUGCGUUCCAACUGGCAUUUCACGAAUUUUCGCUACUCAGCCAGCAAGCCCAAGACCCGGCCUCGUUUUCUGGCUCCAAUGAUACCGGAACCGUUCGCCAGCUGCAGUACCGCGAUGACGAAAAUAUCUUCAUCAAACCCUCGAAUGAUCGUAUCACGGUGAUUUUUGAGACCUUCUUCCAAGACGAGACCGAUAAAGUAUUCGGAAAGGUCUUCCUGCAAGAAUUUGUAGAUGCUAGGAAGCGUAAUCGCAGCAUUCAAUCCGCCCCACAAGUGCUUUUCUCGCACGAACCUCCCUUGGAAGCCGCGUCCGUGAUGACCAGUCGCAAGGCAGACAAGAACAGACGUUUUAUUACAUUUGUGUUGUUUCAACGCCAUUUCCAAACCCCAGAGCUUCAGUUCUCUUCCGUGUGUCACCUAGCAUUGUUUAGAAACUACUUCCACUACCAUAUUAAGUGUUCCAAGGCAUACAUGCACUCUCGUAUGCGGUAUAGGGUCGACACCUUCAUCAAGGUGUUAAAUCGUGCUAAGCUUGACGAAAAAGACGAUGGCGACCAGACGAGGAGGACAAUCACUGGGAGAAAGCUUGUAUAUUAA